Gaeumannomyces tritici R3-111a-1 is the source of this 1757-nucleotide messenger RNA. RefSeq lists its product as hypothetical. Bases 1 to 1722 code for a protein of 573 amino acids. The transcript has 2 exons. The record is from RefSeq and is a predicted model, not a curated record. NCBI's taxonomy places the organism in Eukaryota, Fungi, Ascomycota, Sordariomycetes, Magnaporthales, Magnaporthaceae.
AUGCCCGACCAGAUCAAGAAAGAGCCCACCGAUACGACGGGCCUCAAGUGUCCAGCUGGCGGGGCUGGCAGACAGUCUCCUGGAGUCAAGCAAGAGGACCCCAAGGACCAGGCCCCCAAGCGCCCACAGAGCCAGGCCGUCAAAAAGAUUAAGGUGGUCAGGAAGAAGAAGAAGGAGGAAGGCAAUACCAAGGAACCCAACGACCCACAGAGCGAGGCCGGUCAAAAAUCUCAGGUGCUCGAGCAGUCUGGGAAUCAACCCCCGACAACAACUUUAGAGAACAGCAAUAUGCCGACAGGAAACCCAGAUAAAGAGGCCGGUAAAGCCCUUCCCGCGCAAAACCAGAUUGAGGGAGCUAAGAUACCGGCCUCUGCGGCCUCUGCGGCCCCAGAUGGCGACGGCGCGAGGCAGCUUCCCGCGCUGGCGAAAAUGACGCCUGAAGUCAGAGAUGAGCUUUUGAAAAUCCUCCGCCAGACGGACCGCGCGCUCUGCCUCCACUGUCUCCAUGACUACAGGGAGCACCCGGAGCGGAUCUGCACCUUCCGGAGUGGCAACCAGCGAUGCGAUGGUUGCGCUUACCGAGGCGUGUACUGCCUCAAGCUGCUGGUGACCGAGAAGCGGCCCUGCUUCCGGGCCAUUCAGAAACUCGCCUAUGAGAUCACGGAGCAUCGGAUCCACAAGGAGGGAGUGCCUAUCAGUCGUCAGGUAAUGGACGCCUACGACACGGCCCUCGAUGCGGCCCUGAGCUUUGCCGAUGCCGUCAAGGACAUCAAAGACCUCAAGGAGGACAGAGACAAGCUUGCUGCCACCCUUGUCCGGCUCCUCCAGCUUGGUGACGAUUGCGACUCCGAGGAGGAAGCUCUCCAGUGGGCCAACAAGUGCGGAUGGGAGUUGGCCAACCUGAGGCGCGAUGACCAUGCCGCCGCCAUGCGGGGCGGGCUUGUUCCAGGGUCGAGCCUGAGCCUCACCGAUAACCUCAUCAAGUCGUUUGUCGACCUCCGUGAGGUCACAUCCAAGCGCUGGCAGGCCGAAGACAAGAACAUCAGGACCAUGAAGCAGCUUGAGGACACCAAGACCGAGGUCGAGGAGCUCAAGCGCGCCAAGAAGAGGGCCGAGGAUGCCAGAGACAAUGUGGUCUCAGAGCUUGGCAACUGCAAAGCCGCCAUCCUUGCCGCUGAGACCGCGCUCGAGCGUAGCAAGCUGGAGUAUGCUGCCAGCAUGGAGACUAUGCGAGUCUCAAACGCGGUGGCCCUCCGCAGCCCAUUCCCUGCCGCCGGCCAGCACUCCCAGCAUCGCCAGCACAGCCUGGCCCCUUCGACCACCGAUGUCACGAUGGCCAAUAACCUGGGCCCCAGUGACAUUCAUCGCCUACCUGGCUCGGUCAAGGCAUUGCUGUUCAAGCACAUUGUCGCGGGACUUCCCAGCCUGGGCAAGUCCAUCGUGCAGCGUCGGGUCCCCGGCACCAAGGUGAACAGAGAAGCCAUGGAGCUCUACUAUCUCGGCAAGCCCAUGGACUUCCGGUCCUCCCCCGCGAUGCUGCAUUACCUUUACAACAACAGGUUAAGCAUGCAGCUCCCCGGCGUCAAGUACCAGUGGUCUCGAGGCGACCACUCCCACAUGCUGAACCUCGCCCUGACCUGCAGGGAGGUGAUGGUCAGGGUCGUCCAGACCCAGGCCUUGUUCUACAAGGGCUUGGGUUCGGCCUCCAACGGGCUGGUAUAGUUAUAUCCCAUCCCCGGCUUCCACCCGCACAUCCU